AUGCCGUGGCGUGCUACGACUAACAACCCUGAAGGGGUUGACAUGGUCAACCCCAACUACAAUCACCCGCAGCUCGUGUUAGUGAACGAUGAUAGCCCCUUGCCCAGCUACACCGCCACUGGUUUCUCUCUGCUCUUCAUCGGGGGCAAGCUGUUCAGCGGCAAGGACUUCACGCAACCACGCAGCUUCGAAGAUGACGAAAAGGGCCUCUUCUUCUCGCCGUACACGGAGUGGGCGCCCGAGCCGUACAACAACUCGCAGAGCCGCUUCGACAACGCCAUGUUCCGAAUCAUCAGCUCCGUCGGCGGCAUGGGCAACCUGUUCAACGACUUCAGCUCCCCGGGGACCAAGUGCGACCGCGACCUGCACCACACGAAGACCCGGCUGCUGAACGGCCUGCCUCCCAUGUCGAUGACGCGAUGGCGCCAAAGGGGCCUCGACGAGCCCGCCAACUUCGAGCGCGCGUGUCAGCACCUGUGCCAGGUCGUCGACGCCUUCGAGUACCUCAACCUCCCGCACAGCCACUACCGCCGGCUGAAGACGCACAACGAGGUCUGGGAGGCGUGCAGCAACUUCCAGAACGCGCUGAACGAGUACCGCAGGAGGCGUUUCCGCGGUCCCGUGUCGGUCACGGCGCUGUGGGAGGAGUACAUGGUGGACUACCUGCAGACGGUCGCCGCCAGGGCGCAUUCGUGGACGCUUGCGCGGAUAGACGAGUUGAGAGAGGUGCAGCUUGAGCGGUUGAGCAGGACGACGGGCGCCACGGACGGAUCGCUGCCCUCGCCGGAGCAGAUGGAGAUUCUGGACCGGAUACACGAUCUCACGGGGCUCACGAACCAGGCCGACACCAAGAUCAUGCUGCACACGUCCGGUUUUCGUCUGCAGACCCUCACCUCGGCGGUUGCGAGGAUAAAGGAGGACUGGAACGGGUAUGCCGGCGAGCAGCCGAUGACGAGUUUCCCGUCCGACAUGCGCCUCCGGUCCAAGAUCUACGGCAUGCGAUGCAAGUUCCUCAGCCACCAGCACAUCAUGAACCGGCUCCGCAGCGGCACGCGACCCGGGGAGCCUUCGGAUCCGGCGAGCCUGGGGGAACAGUGCCGGUCGCAGGUUAGCCAGUACAAGCAGGCGAGAUCGGAACUGCGGGGGCCGCCGCCUCAACUUGGGGACGAGCCGUGGGUCGCGCAGGUCAGGCUCAUGUUGACGAUGGCGAAUCGUCCGGUGAGGAUUUGGGGAUUCGUCGGGUACAGGAUCUGCUAUGAGCAUUCUGACGAGGAGUGGAAGAGCUUCUUGGAUAAGUUCAGGAAGAGCGUUACGGUUUGGGGCGAGGGGGUGGAUGGUGCGCAGAGCUUGAAGCCGAUGUGCAAGGUGCGGUGGCUCGAUGGCCGGGAGCAUGGCAUCCCGGAGGGCGACGUCGAGGCGGCGAAGCAGCAUUACAAGGAUUACAUCAAGACGCCGGCAUGCGAGGGUUUCGUCCCCAUGGCAGAGCAGAUCUUCUUGGUCGCCGACAAGGCGUCUAUCGAGUCGCACAUCAACCCUGUCGAGGACAACGCCGAGCCGGUGAUCCCUCGCGGUGACCUCGGGAGCUUCAUAUUGACCGCGAGAGCACCCUUCCCAGAAGACGACGUAAGAGGCCAGAGAAGGGGUGGGCAAGAUGGCCAGGAUGAGUUUGACGGCACUCUCAGAGUCCUCGGCUCGGUGUUGUUUGACGACUUCUUUGCGCUGCAGACACGCCAUGCGGUCCGGCUGCAGGAGCUCGCGAGGAUGGCAAAGGUUCACCCGCGGCAGGUCUACGUCGGGCCCAGCGUGCCGAUGGAAAGAGAAGGCUGGCGCGACUCGGGAACGUGGGCUCUGACGGUGUUGAAGUCUUUCGAGAAGUGGCGAGGAAGUUGA
Molecule: messenger RNA, 1890 nt
Organism: Colletotrichum karsti
Lineage: Eukaryota; Fungi; Ascomycota; Sordariomycetes; Glomerellales; Glomerellaceae
Exons: 3
Coding region: 1-1890 (629 amino acids)
Source: RefSeq, a predicted model, not a curated record